Messenger RNA from Chelonus insularis, 555 nucleotides. RefSeq lists its product as uncharacterized. The record is from RefSeq and is a predicted model, not a curated record. The transcript has a single exon. The coding region runs from base 1 to 555 and encodes 184 amino acids. Gene Ontology annotation, molecular function: nucleic acid binding. Lineage: Eukaryota; Metazoa; Arthropoda; Insecta; Hymenoptera; Braconidae.
AUGGGUCAAUUGCCGUUAUCAAGAAUCACUCCAGCCCGACCAUUUGCCGUCUGUGGUGUGGAUUACGCUGGUCUCAUCACGCUAAAGACUUGGAUAGGCAGAGGCACCAAAACAUCGAAGGGUUGGAUGUGCAUUUUUGUGUGCUUCGUUACAUCUGCACUGCAUUUAGAGAUUGUAACAGAUUAUUCAGCAGACUCAUUCAUUGCAGCGUUCAGACGGUUCACUGGACGUCGAGGUGACUGCAGAACUCUCCACAGUGAUUGUGGCACCGCAUUCCGAGGCGCAGACACGCUCAUCAGACAACUCUUCAAGCAGAGGACUCAACAGGCCAGUCAACACGCAGCUGUAUUUACAAAGGAUGGAACUGAGUGGAGGUUUAAUCCACCAGCUGCUCCACAUAUAGGAGGAAAAUGGGAAGCUGCAGUCAAAUCUGUAAAGUUUGAUCUUAACAGAACCAUAGGCGACUCAUUCUUUACAUAUAAAGAGCUUUUCACACUGCUUGUUCACGUGCAGAAGAUCAGCAAAGGCGUUGCUGAUGGUGGGACAAUGUUCUGA